AUGGGUCUCACCAUAUGUCUCUCUUUUCUCCUUGCUUUAGCCUUGACUCGAGCUGCGGUCAUCGUCCCAGGAGCAACAUGGACAGAUACUAGUGGAAAUGUUAUUCAAGCUCAUGGAGGCGGCUUCCUCAAGGUCGACUCGACGUACUACUGGUUCGGCGAAGACAAAGCCCAUAACAGUGGUCUCUUCAGAGCUGUUUCUUGCUACUCGUCUACCGAUAUGACUACUUGGACUCGCCACAAUGAUGCUUUGACGCCCGUGGCUAGCACGACGAUAUCUACCUCCGAUAUCGUCGAACGCCCCAAAGUUAUAUUCAACAGAGCUACCGCAGAAUACGUUAUGUGGUUCCAUUCCGAUUCGUCCAAUUACGGAGCUGCCCAAGUUGGCGUUGCGACGUCUCGGACGCCUUGUGGGCCGUACACAUUUAAGUCCAGCUUCAGACCUCUUGGCGCUGAGUCUCGAGACAUGGGCAUAUACCAGGAUGACGAUGCCGCUGGGACAUCUUACCUCCUCUACGCUUCUGACAACAACCAGAACUUCAAGGUAUCUAGACUGGACGCCAACUAUUACAAUGUGACCACGCAGAUAGCUGUCAUUCCAGGAUCCACCUUGGAGUCGCCAGGGAUCAUAAAGCGCAAUGGAGUGUAUCAUCUCUUCGCAUCUCAUACGACUGGCUGGAACCCGAAUCCGAACAAGGUUCUCACUGCAAACUCCCUGUCCGGACCUUGGUCCUCUGAGUCGGACAUUGCACCUCCUGCAACCAGGACCUACUUCUCCCAGAAUACCUACAAUAUGCUGAUCAAUUCGAACCUGGCCAUUUACAUGGGUGAUCGAUGGCGACCCGCACUUCUGGGUAGUAGCCGAUACGUCUGGUAUCCGCUCAGCUGGAGCUCAGGAAGACCACAAAUCGUACCCGCUGACGUCUGGACCCUCAACCUCGAGGCGGGGACCUAUACCGCUGCGACAGGGACAACCUACGAAGCGGAAAACGGUGUUUUGUCUGGUCCUGCUAGGAGCUUGUCGAGCUCUUCCUUCUCCGGCGGUGUAGCCAUCGGGUAUCUGGGGAACGGUGGAUCCUUGACAAUAAACAACGUACAGGGAAUCGGAGCAGCACAGUGGGUUUCCCUUUAUUACGCAAAUGGGGAUUCUACCUGGAGAAAUACCACCGUCAGUGUUCUGGUAGACCAACCGAACACUGGUGGCGGAGGCGUCGUCCUGUCUGUUCCUGUCAAACUUACCUUGAGAAGUGGAACGAAUUCCAUCACCUUCUCUGCCAACCAAGCCAAUUAUGCAGCAGAUCUCGAUAAAAUCAUCGUUUACACGGCGACUUAA
Molecule: messenger RNA, 1332 nt
Organism: Cyclocybe aegerita
Lineage: Eukaryota; Fungi; Basidiomycota; Agaricomycetes; Agaricales; Hemipholiotaceae
Source: the annotation of a GenBank genome assembly